AUGAAAUAUUAUCACUUUAAAAUCAUUCAAAUCAUAUUGUUUAUUGUUGCAUUGUAUUUGUAUACACAAUUUUCAAAUGGUGAUGAUAAAUCAUCUGCUCUAGUAUUCAAUAGAUUCCGUCCUUCUACUGCUACUACAACUACUUCUACUUCUACUACUACUACGUCUACAAGAGUAGAAAAGAUAUUUGCAGUAGAUGAUAAAGCAACAAAGAUGUGGAUUGAUGAAUCAAUCUUUAUUUGGACUACAUCUGUCAUUUUAUUUAUUGUUGCAUGGAAUGUAGGUGGAGUUGGAAAGACAACGUCGAGGUUGUUUAUCGGUGUAUUCAUCUACAAGGCAUUGAUACAAGUCAUUAAACAUCUGCCAACUGAACAUUUGCAAUCUUUGCGAUCGGUCAUUGGUGAUGACGCCAACCUCUAUCUCGAAUGGUAUAUGGGUGGUACGCCACACGCUUUCACCUUACAAACCCUCUCUUUGCAAGCUGCCGUCAUUGUCUUUUUCGGUGGUAUCUUGGCAUUUAACAUAAAGUUGGCCGAUCGUUUCUGGUUGGUCAAAUCGAUCCUGAUCGACUGGAUUGGCGUUGUCAUUGCAUUGCUAUCAACUGCCAUCUACGACGCUGUCAAUCACAACUCUAUCUUUUUCGUUGUCACAUUGGCCUAUUUCUUUGGUGCUAACAUACUUGGAUUUGGAACGAUGAAGAUGAUCGAAUAUUGUUGGUCUAUCCGAUCCAGAAAAUUAAAUGUCGCUGAAAACUUGGUAUUUGAUACUGAUGAAACGGAAACGGAAACCAAUCAAUCAACAACUACAACAACAACAACAAUUGAAAAGGAUACAACAGAUUAUAGUAAACUAUCAGAAGAUGAAUUAAAUGAAAUACUAUCAUCACCUGAACACUUGGAAAUGGAAAGAGCAGAGGAUCCAAGCAAGAUCUUUAUCAAUAAUCUCCGUGCUCCCGUCUAUGUCAGAAGUACCAUCCGUCCCAAAGAGUUGGUCAUUACCAUUCUAAUGAUGGUCUAUGCUCUCUCGAAUCAAAUCAUCCAAUACUAUCAGUUUGUCUCGCUCUGGCAAAUUGCCCUUCUCGUCGGUCUCUGCACUACUCUUCUUGCCUAUCUCACAACUAUUUCAUCUAAAAGAUUAACAACCAAACAAACAUCUAAAAGAGAAAGUUAA
Messenger RNA from Cavenderia fasciculata, 1170 nucleotides. RefSeq lists its product as uncharacterized. The transcript has a single exon. The coding region runs from base 1 to 1170 and encodes 389 amino acids. The record is from RefSeq and is a predicted model, not a curated record. Lineage: Eukaryota; Evosea; Eumycetozoa; Acytosteliales; Cavenderiaceae.